CUGCCCCUGGUCUCUGCUGUGGAAGAAACGCUGAUGGACUCAACCACAGCCACCGCGGAGCUGGGCUGGAUCGUGCAUCCUUCAUCCGGGUGGGAGGAGGUGAGUGGAUACAAUGAAAACAUGAACACCAUCCGGACCUAUCAGGUGUGCAACGUCUUUGAGUCUAGUCAGAACAACUGGCUCCGCACCAGGUACAUCCGGAGACGAGGAGCCCAGCGCAUCCACGUGGAGAUGAAGUUCUCCGUCCGGGACUGUAGCAGCAUCCCCAACGUCCCCGGCUCCUGCAAGGAGACAUUCAACCUCUAUUACUAUGAAGCCGAUUUUGACUCGGCCACCAAAACUUUUCCCAACUGGAUGGAGAACCCAUGGGUCAAGGUGGAUACAAUUGCCGCAGACGAAAGCUUUUCCCAGGUGGAUCUUGGGGGAAGGGUAAUGAAAAUUAACACGGAGGUCCGGAGCUUUGGGCCCGUGUCCAGGAAUGGCUUCUACCUCGCCUUUCAAGACUACGGUGGCUGCAUGUCCCUCAUUGCCGUCCGUGUGUUCUACCGCAAGUGCCCCCGUGUGAUCCAGAACGGGGCUGUCUUCCAGGAGACCCUGUCUGGGGCCGAGAGCACGUCUUUGGUGGCCGCCCGGGGCACCUGCAUCCCAAAUGCUGAAGAAGUAGACGUGCCUAUUAAGCUCUACUGCAAUGGGGAUGGGGAGUGGCUGGUGCCCAUCGGGAGAUGUAUGUGCAAGGCUGGCUAUGAAUCAGUGGAGAAUGGAACCACCUGCAGAGGCUGCCCUUCUGGGACCUUCAAGGCCAACCAGGGGGACGAAGGAUGCACUCACUGCCCCAUCAACAGCCGAACCACUUCAGAAGGAGCCACUAACUGUGUCUGCCGCAACGGGUACUACCGAGCUGACCUAGACCCGCUGGAGAUGCCAUGCACCACCAUCCCUUCGGCACCUCAGGCUGUCAUCUCCAGCAUCAAUGAGACCUCACUCAUGCUAGAGUGGACUCCGCCCCGAGAUUCAGGGGGCCGAGAGGACCUGGUUUACAACAUCAUCUGCAAAAGCUGCGGUUCAGGCAGAGGCGCCUGCACCCGCUGCGGGGACAACGUGCAGUUCGCCCCUCGGCAGCUGGGUCUGACGGAGCCCCGGAUCUAUAUCAGUGACCUCCUGGCCCACACCCAGUACACCUUCGAGAUCCAGGCAGUGAAUGGAGUCACUGACCAGAGUCCCUUCUCACCCCAAUUCGCUUCUGUCAAUAUCACCACCAAUCAGGCAGCCCCAUCUGCUGUGUCCAUUGUGCACCAGGUGAGCCGGACAGUGGACAGCAUGACUUUGUCCUGGUCCCAGCCUGACCAGCCGAAUGGCGUCAUCCUCGACUAUGAACUCCAGUACUACGAAAAGGACCUGAGUGAGUACAAUGCCACUGCAGUCAAAAGCCCCACCAACACAGUGACUGUGCAGGGCCUCAAAGCAGGCACCAUCUAUGUCUUCCAGGUGCGGGCACGCACCGUCGCAGGCUACGGGCGUUACAGUGGCAAGAUGUAUUUCCAGACAAUGACUGAAGCCGAGUACCAGACAAGCAUCCAAGAGAAGCUGCCUCUCAUCAUUGGCUCGUCGGCGGCAGGGCUGGUCUUCCUCAUUGCCGUGGUCGUCAUUGCCAUCGUGUGUAACAGGUGCGCCUCCCCCCGCCCUGGCCCCUUCCGUCUGUCCACCCGAGUGCCGGGCUCUAUCUCUCUGUCUAGGCACUACAGAAGGCGGGGGUUUGAGCGUGCCGACUCCGAGUACACGGACAAACUACAACAUUACACCAGCGGCCACAUGACUCCAGGCAUGAAAAUCUACAUUGACCCCUUCACCUAUGAGGACCCCAACGAAGCCGUGCGAGAGUUUGCCAAGGAAAUUGACAUCUCUUGUGUCAAAAUUGAGCAGGUGAUUGGAGCAGGGGAAUUUGGUGAAGUCUGUAGUGGCCACCUGAAGCUGCCAGGCAAAAGAGAAAUUUUUGUGGCCAUCAAAACCCUCAAAUCAGGCUACACGGAGAAGCAGCGCCGGGACUUCCUGAGCGAGGCCAGCAUCAUGGGCCAGUUUGACCACCCCAACGUCAUCCACCUGGAGGGCGUGGUCACUAAGAGCACACCAGUCAUGAUCAUCACCGAGUUCAUGGAGAAUGGUUCCCUGGAUUCCUUCCUCCGGCAAAAUGAUGGGCAAUUCACAGUGAUCCAGCUGGUAGGCAUGCUUCGGGGCAUUGCUGCGGGCAUGAAGUACCUGGCAGACAUGAACUAUGUACAUCGAGACUUGGCCGCCCGAAAUAUUCUAGUCAACAGUAACUUGGUCUGCAAGGUGUCUGACUUUGGACUCUCGCGUUUCCUGGAAGACGACACCUCUGACCCCACCUACACAAGUGCCCUGGGUGGGAAGAUCCCAAUACGCUGGACAGCUCCGGAAGCCAUCCAAUACAGGAAGUUCACAUCUGCCAGUGACGUGUGGAGCUAUGGAAUAGUCAUGUGGGAGGUGAUGUCCUAUGGGGAGCGGCCGUACUGGGACAUGACCAAUCAGGACGUAAUCAAUGCCAUAGAGCAAGACUACCGGCUGCCCCCUCCCAUGGACUGCCCCAACGCCCUGCACCAGCUCAUGCUGGACUGUUGGCAGAAGGACCGGAACCACCGACCCAAGUUUGGACAGAUUGUGAACACACUGGACAAAAUGAUUCGAAACCCCAACAGCCUCAAAGCCAUGGCACCCCUCUCCUCUGGGAUCAACCUCCCCUUGCUGGAUCGCACGGUCCCUGACUACACCAGCUUUAACACGGUGGAUGAGUGGCUGGAGGCCAUCAAGAUGGGCCAGUACAAGGAGAGCUUUGCCAACGCCGGCUUCACAUCCUUCGAUGUCGUCUCUCAGAUGAUGAUGGAGGACAUUCUUCGUGUGGGCGUCACUCUAGCUGGUCAUCAAAAGAAAAUUCUGAACAGUAUUCAGGUGAUGCGAGCGCAAAUGAACCAGAUCCAGUCAGUGGAAGUUUGACCUUCAUCCCACUUUCACUCUCCUCUUCCUCACGGCCCUGCUCCCCUUUGCCCCUGUGUGCCCCGUUCCAGUUUUUGAGCAUCCUAUGUCCAACCACAGAGUCACCCACCUACUCUGAGGACAGUGGCAACAGGUGGAACCACUCCCACAAAGAGAAGUCAUCAGAAACGCCGAAAAUUUAAGCAAUGGGAAAAAAUAAAGAAAGAAAGAAAAAAGGGAAUGGGAAAAAGAUAUUUUGGGGAAAACCAUAUGAAAACUAUUUUUAAAGGACAAAUAAUGAAUGAAGAACAGCAGUGAGAGUCUUUAAAAGGGCUUGUUUAGGUUUUUUUUCCAGUCUGAGACCAAAAGCCGUUUCUUCAUCUCCCUCCAAGAAAGAGAAUGAUCCCCAGGACUGUUUGAAUAAGACCAGAAGGAGAGGGGUGCUUUCAAGGAAGACAAAUGGAAAGAGAAGACUGGCCCUCCUUCUCUUCUCCCUCAGAAGGCUGCUAUCCCUAGCAUCAUCUGACAGCCAGUGCUCCCUGAGGCCUCAGUUUCCCCUAGGGGACACUGAAGUGGGCAGGUGACCUAGGGGACCUGA
Dromiciops gliroides (monito del monte) is the source of this 3583-nucleotide messenger RNA. RefSeq names its product EPH receptor B2 (gene EPHB2). The record is from RefSeq and is a predicted model, not a curated record. Gene Ontology annotation, biological process: protein phosphorylation; central nervous system projection neuron axonogenesis; axon guidance. Lineage: Eukaryota; Metazoa; Chordata; Mammalia; Microbiotheria; Microbiotheriidae. The transcript is spliced from 16 exons. Gene Ontology annotation, cellular component: neuron projection; plasma membrane. Gene Ontology annotation, molecular function: transmembrane-ephrin receptor activity; protein binding; ATP binding. The coding region runs from base 34 to 3006 and encodes 990 amino acids.